CCGCGCGCACUUCCGGGUCGCGGCGGCCAUGGAGGCCGGGCAGGGCCCCGGGCCCGGCCCCGGCGGCGACGCGGCCCAGAGGGAAGUACCAAAGCCUUAUGUUCCAACAGAGGAGGAAAGAAGACUCCUCAAGGAAUGUGCUGAAGAGAGUUUUCGGUAUAGAGCUUUUCCUUUGGCUGCAGUGAGCAUGCUGGGUACUAGUUUCUUAAUUAGAAAAGGUGUUCUAAGAGAUACCACAAGAUUUGGCUCUUUUGUUAAAGUUGCAUUUGCUGGAAUGUGUGGAUACCUGGCUGGAAAGAUAUCCUACUUGCCAAUCUGUAGCGAGAAAUUUAAGAAACUGAAGGAUUCUCCAAUAGGAGAUGUUCUACGACAAGCUCAGAGACAUAGUUCACCUAACCGUUCCAAUCGUAAAUCUGAAUUUUCAGACGUACCUUCUCAGUCAUUUACUGAGUCAUCUCCAAGAGCUGGAUUUCCACCUUCUUCUAGCUAUUCAGAUGAUUACAGCUCAACAGAUAGAGCCCUCUCAAGUUAUGAACCCAUUCCAUUCAGUGCUUCUCUGAAUGAAUCUUCACCUACAGGAAUUACUGAUUACACUGUUCAAGAACCUGCUCCAGCUCCAGAAGAAGGUCGUAAAAAAAAAGGCAUUACAUAUGAAGAAUUAAGGAAUAAACACAGACAGACAUAUGAAGUAAUGCAACCACCAAAGCCAGAAACUCCAAGCAAGUUUUCACAGGAAAAACCAGCUAAGGAAGUUAAAGUAAAUAAAUAUGGAGAUACCUGGGAUGAGUAACAGUCAAAUGAAGAACUGAAGAAAAUCACCUCCCGUCAGCUAACUUGAACUUCAUCUAGAUUAGUAAUUAUAUCAGCACCUUUGGUGUGCUUUGCCAGACACAACUAUUAAUAAAUGAGGAGAAAAUCCUGACUUUCCAGAAGAUUAUAAAAAUGUAUUUAUGCUGAAUUUUUUUUAAUUUUGCAUAAAUGAAAAACAAGACUACCGUGAAGUGUCAUGACUAAACCAUUUGUGCUGUUGUUUAACAAUGAGAAGGGUAACUGGUAAUAUGAACAUAUGGCAUAAGGUAAUAAUACAUGUAAAUAAAUGCAAUACCAUGUAUUGAGAAGGGAAGAAUAUUGGAAUCUUCUCAAAUCUUCAAGACUUGCAUUAAACGUUUCCUGUACAACUCA
Molecule: messenger RNA, 1182 nt
Organism: Lonchura striata (white-rumped munia)
Lineage: Eukaryota; Metazoa; Chordata; Aves; Passeriformes; Estrildidae
Gene: OCIAD1
Product: OCIA domain containing 1
Cellular component (GO): endosome
Source: RefSeq, a predicted model, not a curated record